AUGGCUUUAGUGCACGAUGAAGUCUCCGGCAUCGCCCUCUUCCAUGCGCUGCUCGCCUUCUCCUCCCUUCACCGCCAUGGUCUCAAUGAGCAGACUAUCCAGCUUAAAGGUCGCGCUCUCCAGUCACUGUCGGCCUCGGUCAACGACGAAAUUCUGACCCCGGAGAAAGCCGCGCAAGAUGUGGCCGCAUCUAUGCUUCUAGGGGCUUUUGAAACGUUGCAGCCAAUUGAGGGCACGAUUCUCGAUUCAAGAGAUCCCAGGACCAGCAAUACGAAGUACCAAGACCAUCUGCAAGAUCUGAAGAGCAGGGUAGGAAAUGUCUCCAUCGAGUCAGCAUCUGCCGAACCCACGUCUGAUUCCAUGUUCGCCGUCCACCUCUACCAAAUAGCAACGCAGAUAUAUCUUGCGCGACUCUCGAAAAGCCCGUGGGAGCCAGCGGAAAACCUCGACGCCCUGGUCAAUGCCGCAUUUGCAGGACCUAUCCAGUCAUGCUCCUGUGAGCACUUCUUCCCCUUGCUCAUCCUAGCUUGCGAAGCACACAGGGACGACCAGAGAUUAGCCAUUAUCAACCUUAUCGAAAGGACACAGAGGGAUACGCGUAUACGUAGUAUCGAGGGGGUUAAGAACACAGUCAGAUCCAUCUGGGCGCAACAAGACCUGCACAAAGAUGGCGAGAUCCUAAUGGACUAUCUCGGUAUCAUGACCACUGCGAUCAGCUCCGGCAGCGCCGUGCCAUCUUUCGCUUGA
This is a messenger RNA of Colletotrichum aenigma, 747 nucleotides long. RefSeq lists its product as uncharacterized. Gene Ontology annotation, molecular function: transcription cis-regulatory region binding; DNA-binding transcription factor activity. Gene Ontology annotation, cellular component: nucleus. The transcript has 3 exons. The record is from RefSeq and is a predicted model, not a curated record. Gene Ontology annotation, biological process: positive regulation of transcription by RNA polymerase II. The coding region runs from base 1 to 747 and encodes 248 amino acids. NCBI's taxonomy places the organism in Eukaryota, Fungi, Ascomycota, Sordariomycetes, Glomerellales, Glomerellaceae.